AGGAUAAGCCUAUGCUAUGUUAUUGUUGCUUAUUUUGUAUCCGCACCGGCGUACGAUUGUUGUUGAACCGGCCGUGCCGGCGUAGUUAUGCAACGUGUUUUGAUUACGCUGUUUUAUGUUUUCCGUAAAGCUUCGCUACGUAAUUUAGUGAUGAUUGGCGAAUUCUGAAAGGAUUCCACUUUGUGCCGGAGGCGUGUCUCGUUUAUCGUUUAUAGCCCAAAUACAGGACCUGAGAAACCAGACGAUAAGAUAACGGAAGGAUAUUUAAGAAAGUGUCUCGAGGUGAUUCCGUUUACAAAGUCCACGAUAACAUAAACAACAUGGUGUCUCGUCAAAGAGUUGUUAACUUGCUUCAUCUGGCUACGUCUAGUGCGUGCAAAUGUCCAGCGCAUUCGAACAUAGGCAGAAUAUCGAAUACUUCAGGUGUCCCAUCAAAAGACUAUGCAUUCGAGAUGGCUUCAUCCACCGUUCGUUAUGGAAUUGGGGUGACUAAAGAAGUCGGCAUGGAUAUGGUUAAUAUGAACGCAAAGAACGUAUGCGUUGUAACCGAUGCUAAUCUAGUAAAUUUAGACUGCGUCAAAGUAACUUUGGACUCUUUGGCUAAAAGCGGUGUCAAAUAUGAGGUAUAUGAUAGAACUAGAGUGGAACCAACAGAUACUAGCCUAAUAGAUGCAGCAAACUUUGCGAAGAGCAGAAACUUCGACGCCUUCAUUGCCGUUGGUGGUGGAUCGGUAAUAGAUACUUGCAAAGCAGCCAAUCUGUAUGCAUCCGAUCCAGAAGCCGAGUUCUUGGAUUACGUAAACGCACCCAUCGGGAAAAACAAGCCCGUUAAAGUGACACUAAAACCUAUGAUAGCCAUUCCUACCACUUCCGGAACAGGAAGCGAAACAACAGGUGUCUGCGUCUUCGAUUAUAAACCUCUACACACUAAAACUGGAAUUGCUAAUAGAGCUUUGAGACCAAUCCUGGGAAUCAUAGAUCCUUUGCAUACGCUAACUCAACCUGAAAGAGUUACAGCCUAUAGUGGCUUUGAUGUUUUUUGUCACGCCUUGGAAUCUUUCACUGCUAUUCCUUAUAACGAACGCAGCCCAUGCCCAGAGAACCCUAAACUGCGACCAACCUACCAAGGCCAGAAUCCCAUAUCAGAUGUGUGGGCUAAAUUCGCUCUGAAUAUUAUCAGAGAUAACUUCGAAAGAGCAGUAUACCAUCAGGAUGAUCUAGAGGCGAGAUCGAAGAUGCAUUUGGCCUCGACUAUGGCUGGUGUGGGUUUUGGAAACGCUGGUGUUCAUCUGUGCCAUGGUCUAUCCUAUCCGAUUUCGGGAAACGUCAAGCAUUUUAAGCCUAAAGAUUACAACGAUGAUCAUGCGAUCAUUCCUCAUGGUUUGUCUGUGGUGAUGAGCGCGCCUGCUGUGUUCGAAUUCACAUCACCCGCCUGCCCAGAGAAGCAUCUGGAGGCAGCUGAAAUCUUAGGUGCGGAUAUAUCGAACGCCAAACGGGAGGAUGCUGGUAAAGUCUUAGGAGAUGUGGUCAGGAAGUACAUGUACGCCAUGAAGAUCGAAAACGGUUUAGUUGGAUUAGGGUUCGGAAGUGACGACAUUCCCGGAUUGAUUAAAGGCGCUUUACCACAGGAGAGGAUAAACAAGAUGGCACCAAGGCAGCAGAGCGAAGAGGACAUUGGGAAUUUAUUUGAGAAAUCCUUAUCAGUUUACUAAAGAGAUAGGAAAUGGAGUAAAAUUCGAGCAUAUUCAUUGAAUAUCUACAUUACAUCUUGACAUUUUUUAAUUACAGGAAUAUUAUUACAUCAAAAGCUUUAUAUCUUUCUUCUUUUUUGUUUUAAAUAUUUAUUACGUUUUGUUUAUUAAUUUUAUUCAUCAUUAAUAAUAAUAAUUAAAUUAUUUAAUUAGCAUGUUUGUGCACAUUUAUGAAUACUGCAGAUUAUUUAAUACAAAAUAUAUAUAUGUAUAUGUUGUAGUUCUGGGGUUUGCUAACACCGCUUUGCUCCGCGAAGCACGUCCUGUUAAGUUUUUUCUUUCUUUUAUUCUCUUCUUUCUUCCUAUUUAUAUCUUCCAAUCGUUCUAUUCCUUGUUUGCGCAAAAUCACACGAAAAAAUAAAUAAAU
Nicrophorus vespilloides is the source of this 2118-nucleotide messenger RNA. It is a transcript of the gene T3dh, whose product is annotated as probable hydroxyacid-oxoacid transhydrogenase, mitochondrial. Lineage: Eukaryota; Metazoa; Arthropoda; Insecta; Coleoptera; Silphidae. The transcript is spliced from 6 exons. Gene Ontology annotation, molecular function: metal ion binding; alcohol dehydrogenase (NAD+) activity. The coding region runs from base 321 to 1712 and encodes 463 amino acids. The record is from RefSeq and is a predicted model, not a curated record. Gene Ontology annotation, cellular component: mitochondrion.